Messenger RNA from Fomitiporia mediterranea MF3/22, 3254 nucleotides. RefSeq lists its product as uncharacterized. NCBI's taxonomy places the organism in Eukaryota, Fungi, Basidiomycota, Agaricomycetes, Hymenochaetales, Hymenochaetaceae. The coding region runs from base 30 to 3254 and encodes 1074 amino acids. Gene Ontology annotation, biological process: protein localization to prospore membrane; ascospore-type prospore membrane formation. The transcript is spliced from 7 exons. Gene Ontology annotation, cellular component: prospore membrane. The record is from RefSeq and is a predicted model, not a curated record.
GCUCUCUGUCUCACUCCUCUACCACACACAUGCAUCACGAUGCACUCGCCACCACUCCCGGACUACCCGUUGCUUCGGUCUCUGCUUCGUCUCCUCCGGCUGACCAUGCUAAAGCGUCAUCACGGCGCAUCUUUCUCGGCCCCUUGCCAUACAGGAUCAAUAACACCGGACAUGCUGAUAAUGAAGCAUCUGAUUUCGUGAGCAAGCAUGGAUUACGUAUAUUUCUUCAGCAAGGCGGCCGUAUUGAAGAGUGGACGGAAGCAAAAGCGAAGGAGUACAAGGAAAGACUGAAAGAACGGAUUUUGGAGAGCGCCGCGUGGCAUACUGUACUUGACCAUGCCCCUGGGAAGGGUAAAAGGAAAAAGAAGAAGGGUAUGCAUAUGCCGACUGUUGAGUGGAGAGGCGACACGUUUGAGAUUGGAAAGGUUGCGGGUGUGAGCGUCAAUAUGCUUGCUACCCCUGAGCCUGAGGUCAGGAGUAAUACCAGUUUGGUUCCAGAUACACAAUGGAGGAGUGAUCGUACUAUUCGGAAAGCAAAGAGUGCUACUAUGGUCCACUGGGAUGAAUCGCGCAGCAGGUCGUUCUCGAGUACUGGUCCUGUGCGUGAGGAUGAAACUGGCAAGAUGUCCUUUGUUACUGCUCGGACGAAUUUCUCGGAUCCUGAAAGCCCAGGCUACUCGUCGUUCCAAGUACCUCAGACCAUUUCUGCUGCUCGUCAAGUCAGUGAGAAUUCAGACGAGACACAAGAUGAGAGGAACGAUAUAGACGGGAGUACCUCUUCGAAGACGCGUUUGUUCUCCGACGCAGAGCCUGUGCAAGCAUCAAACCUCCGAGGCGCGAAAAGCGAAGGUGAUCUACCAAAGACGAGGCCCGGUUUACGGUCUAUCCUAACUACCAGCCCUACGAAGGAUAAAGGGAAGGGGAAAGCUGUGAGGUAUGCUGAGACUCCUGUUAAAGGGACUCCCAGUGGCAGCCGGAGUCCGGCUCCGCCGGAAGAAGUUCUCGGACGUGAACCAACAGAGGUAGAAGUUUCAAGUGCUGCUGCUUCCGCUGAGGCAGAGCUGUCGGAAGCAAAUGGGGAAGAUGACGAAGACGAAGACAGGACGGCGGCCGUUAUGAGAGACCGGAUGCUUGUUCGUGUGUUUAGAUGCGACCACGAAGGCCUGAAAUUCCCUUUCAAUGAACAGGAAUGCCGGAUGACUCGCGGUCUAGACAGUAAAGAGUGGGAUGAGUUCCUAGUGAUUUGGAGGAAUCGCCGAAUUGAACUCUACGAGGACUACCGGGCUCCAUGCAAAGAACGAAUCUUAGGUCAUAAACAUCUCGCUUUUGUUAUUCCAUUAUCUUCUACGGAGACCAAAUUAUCUUUAUAUUCACCCGUUGAUUUAUCGUUUUGUCUAAUUUGUCCUCCGACACCGACGAAGUCUAGUAGUCGCUGGAGUCAUCGGUCGAUUUUUCAUCGGUCUCCGCAUGGUUUGAAUGUGUUUGUGUUGAAGCCGAAGAGUAGGUCGAGAGCUUUGGAUUGGGUUUGGAACAUAUGGAUGGAACUUGGCGGACAACUCCCGGAUUAUAUCGAAGUCAGCUGUCCCCUCGUGCAUUCGCGCGUACGCAUCCCGAUUCCAGAGGGUGACAAUGACUGGCAUGUCUUCACUCGGGAUUAUAUCGUCGACGAGUGCGACCAAGCUAUGGAAGGCUCCUUUGCAUGGCAGACUGUCAUUCACUUGCCUGUUUUGAGUGGAAGGAAAGUCGAGUUGUGUUGGCGGGCUGGUGCGAGGCUGGAUUGGGUUUGGUUGAGGAGUGAUGUUGAUGGGAAUGAACGGGCUUGGGAGGUGUUGUUUGGGAUGGUCAUGAAUUUCCUCGGCGCUCCGACCCAGCUGGAAUUACAUCUCUCAAGCCACUACCCAAGCCAAGUCCUACUAGACGACGGGAAGCAUCUCGAAGAACCUCCUUCAAUCGAAGGUUUCGUACACACGUACAAGCGAAAAACACAAACUCGAGUACAAUACUACCUAGCAACGCACGACGGCUACCUAUGCUCUAUUCAAGCUGAGAAAGUCGUGCCACCGCCGACACCUACAGAUCUGAAGAGCUUCGCGAAAAGUGAAGACGAGUUUCGGGAGGAUGAACAUACGAGGUUACGUACGCAGGUUAUGAACGCGAGAUUGUUUUGGGAUUUGAGGAGUGUGUUGCUUGUGAGAAGGGCGGUGGUUGUUAUUCCGGUAAUUAAGGAUGAGAGUAUUGCGAAGCAUGCGAGGAAUCCGACUAGUGAGCCGGAUGGGGAACAAAAUGGUGAAUUGGCGACAAGAAUUGCGAGUAUGUGGAAUGAGGAGGCUGAGCUGAGGAGGUCGGAGAGUGAUGUUGGGGACGAGGGUGGAGAAGACGGGCUUAAUUCUGCUAAGGAUAAGGGAAGGUUGAAGAUGCAUCGGUCGUUUGAGGUUGUGUUGAAGAACGGGAGGAUUCUUCGGUUUGAGACUCACUCGACGAAAGUAGCCAUCGAAUGGGUAACACACCUCCGCGCACUAGUCAAAUACUGGACGAAACGAUAUCGAGACGACGCAGUGACAGAGAUGAACAUCCGGCAAAGUCUUGGUGAAGAGAAAGUCACUGUUAGCAAGCGGUAUUGUAAGAAUGGGUAUGGACAUCCGACGCCUACGCCGGACGUGGAGAAUGCUUCGCUUUAUAUGGAUGAGUAUUGGAAUUGGUGUGUGCUUGAGGGGUGUAGGCAGAUUGUGAAGAGUGGGAGGGUGUAUAUGAAGACGAAGUUUCGCGCGCAGUAUAAACACGCUCACCUAAUUCUCAUCCGAGGCACGCUAGUCAUCUUCAAAGUAACCAACGACUUCAGCCUCCACAACCACCAAAUCAGCCGUAUCAACCUCAUCGACGCAUACGUUUGUUCAGGGUACUACGCCGCUCUCGCCCUCCCUCAAGAAGAAUGGGACCCUAACGCCCCACCCAUCGCAAAGCUCUUCCCAGAUGGGCUGGAAACUCGAGACCGCGCAGAAGAUACACUGUUCAUGUUAUGGUACCGUCCGCAUGAUACUAGUAAUAUUAAUUACGCGGACGCGAAGGGGGAUAUGAAUAUGAAUAUGAUUGCGGUACCGGAGUUGCAUGGAAAGAAGAGGGUGAUGUUUUUUAGGGCGAGGAGUCGGUUGGAGAGGGAUGCGUGGUGUUGGGCGCUGAAUUGUGAGAUUGAGAAGAUUGUGAGGAGGACGAAGGUGAGAGAGGGGAGGAUUAGGAAUUUGGGGAUGCCGGUUUGA